AUGGUCCACAUCCGGUGCAGCUACAACAACAGGUUCCUCCAGCGACUGUCGGAGACCAAGAGGUGGAUCGCGGCUCUGGCCCUCGAGCCAGAGGACAACCAGACCCUCUGGCAGUCCACGUUGUUCCAACCCGAGUUCGCGCCCAACGACCCCACGGGGAUGGUCCGGCUGCUCCACGUCCAGCUGGGCCGCUACGCGCACUGGCAGGACAACGCCAACAAGUACGUGACCGCGGAGGAGUGGGACCCCGCGGACCCCAAGACCUCGUUCCAGGUCAUCGACCGGGGAACUCUGGUCACGCUGCCCAAACACCUCGCCUUCAGAGGCGACAACAGGUUACUCCUCGGCCUCAGGCCCGGAGUACAGGUGCUGCAGUUCGCGUUUGGCGACGAGAAGGACGAAACCGUCGCCAACCAGAUUGUCCCGCAACCCGAUGGAACUUUCCGCAUCAAGAGCGUCUCCCGCAAAGCGUUCUGGAGGGCGAAUACUCCGAGCGGAUAUCAACACACGUACAUUUGGGCUGAUGACGUCACCACUGCUGACAAUCACACCUUGCAUUCUUCUUUUGCGGCGGUUAAGGUAAACGACAGGACCGUUGCACUCCGCAACCUGGGGAACAACCUCUUCACCCGGCGAUACAGUUACCAAGUAACAGAUGGUCUGACCACCAUCGACUCCCAAAUCACGGCGGUCAACCACCUGGAGCUCGUCGAGCUCGUCGCCUCCAGGAGGAUCAAGAACAUCAAGUUCCACCUCGGCGAGAGCUGGGUCCACGACGAGACGCCGAACGUGGUGCUCAACGAAGGAGAAGAGGUGAGGAACGAGACCGACGAGACCCAGGACAUCGAGGUCGAAAUCUCGUACCUCGACAAGACGAGCAGCACGUGGACGUCCACGAGCUCGUCGUUUAAGGUGGGGCCCGCGAUCAGGGUCCAGCCUCCCCAGAUCCCCUGCGUGACGGACUCGUCGGUGGUCCAGAUGACGAGUCCGUUCGCGCCGUCUUACGUCUGGGGAGAGACCACGGCCGAGAACCCCGACCAGGUGAAGGUCCACGAGGUCACGCUGCCACCGUGGACGAUGGUGACGGUCAAGCUGCUGGCGACAAAGGCUACUUGCGAUGUCCCGUUGACUUAUACUCGGUAUGAUAAGGUGAAGGGGAGGGAGGAGGUUCAUAUCAUGGAGGAUGGUCUCUACACGGGAACGAACUACUUCGACUUCACGUUCGAAGAGUCGCUCCCGCAACCGAUCCCCAAGGAGGAUGAUGAAUAG
Molecule: messenger RNA, 1269 nt
Organism: Linum tenue
Lineage: Eukaryota; Viridiplantae; Streptophyta; Magnoliopsida; Malpighiales; Linaceae
Source: the annotation of a GenBank genome assembly